This is a messenger RNA of Aspergillus melleus, 225 nucleotides long. RefSeq lists its product as uncharacterized. The record is from RefSeq and is a predicted model, not a curated record. The transcript has a single exon. Lineage: Eukaryota; Fungi; Ascomycota; Eurotiomycetes; Eurotiales; Aspergillaceae. The coding region runs from base 1 to 225 and encodes 74 amino acids.
AUGUCCGCCCCCAACCAAGGCCGCCAAUCGCCCUCCCCUGACCGCCAAACCGCCGCGCAGCAGCAAGAACCCCCUUCGUCGGGAAACAUCAACCCGCAGUACAAGGACUCCUCGUCCUCUUCCUCGGGGGACCAGUCGCAGCAGGGCGGUGGUCUGUCGAGUAACCCGAAGCAUAUCUUGGAGGAUGUGGAGGCGAAGAAGUUUACGAAGGGGCCUGGGAACUGA